This is a messenger RNA of Drosophila arizonae, 2433 nucleotides long. Its product is annotated as solute carrier family 35 member G1. The record is from RefSeq and is a predicted model, not a curated record. NCBI's taxonomy places the organism in Eukaryota, Metazoa, Arthropoda, Insecta, Diptera, Drosophilidae. Gene Ontology annotation, cellular component: membrane.
AUAUUGUGCGAGCCUUAAUCAAAUGAUUGUGUAUGAAAAACUGUAUAUAACCAUAAUUAAUAACAACUAUUAGUCUCGGUAAACUCAAUUAGUCAUGAUAAGUUAAGAAAUGUAUUUUCGCAGCCGUAGCUGCAUGCUUCCAAAAACACUGCUGUCCAGUUGAAAAAUCGAUUUUUCCAGCGCAAUCAAAAAAAGAAAGAAUGUGUCAUUGAAUCGAAAAGUAGUUUAGUUUAAUUAAGAAAGCGGCAUAAUGCCAGAGAACUUGGAAUUGCAUCAAUUUGAGGACGGAACGCGAGCGGGAGAUAUAUCAAAUCAAUGGAUGGAACAGAUAAAAACGCGCGUAAAUUGCCCGUAUUUGGGAAUAAUACUUGCUACGCUCUCUUCGCUAUUCUUCUCGCUGUGCUCGGUGAUUGUCAAGGGCCUGGUCGAUGUCAAUCCCAUGGAAUUGGCUUCGUUCCGCUUUGUGGGCGUUCUUCUGCCCACCAUCCCAAUACUCAUCUAUACCAAGCAGCCAGUAUUCCCGGAGGGCAAACGUGUCAUCCUCCUGCUGCGCUGCUUCAUGGGCACCACGGGCCUGAUGCUCAGCUUCUAUGCGUUUCGGCACAUGCCCCUGGCCGAUGCCAGCGUCAUCAUCUUCUCCACACCUGUGUUCGUUGCGAUCUUCGCAAGGGCCUUCCUCAAGGAGCCGUGCACCCUCUUCAAUGUACUGACCAUCAAUAUGACGCUCCUUGGCGUGGUGCUAAUCACUCGGCCACCGUUGGUCUUCGGCGAGGCGACGCCGGAUCUGGACAGUGAAAAGUAUUCGGAUAAAACAUAUGAUAUCUGGGGACCAGUUGCUGCCAUAUCCUCGACGCUGUUCGGUGCCAAUGUCUAUAUAUUGCUGCGCGCUCUGAAGAAUCUUCACUUCUCUGUGAUUAUGACGAACUUUGGAGCGAUUGCUCUCGUAUACACUCUGAUUGUGUGCGGCGCGAUUGGCGCCGUCUGCUGGCCAAGCUGUGGACGGGAUCGCUGGCUCGUCGUCGUCUUGGGCAUCUUCAGUUUCUUGGGCCAGAUCCUGUUGACGCUCUCGCUGCAGGUGGAGCAGGCCGGUCCAGUGGCCAUUGCACGCUGUGCCGAUAUCGUGUUCGCCUUCAUCUGGCAAAUCCUCUUCUUUGGCGAGGCGCCCAACGGGUAUUCCCUGUGCGGCGCCCUGAUGGUCGUCAGCUCCGUGAUUUUGACGGCAAUGAAGAAAUGGGCGAUGACCUUGCCACGAGAAUCGUCUCUGCGUAAGCGCUUGCGUCUCAUACUGAUGGAGUAGACCAAAAUAGUUGCUGUAGUUGUAGUGGUUCAUGGAAUGCUUUAGUUAUUUUAGUGGUUUCUCAAAUCGUUUCAAAUCAAACUCGCAUUUGGGCAUCGGGGAACAAUGCUCAACCAACUACGAUACGAAUAACUAAUUCAUAUACACGACUUAGACUUUGGAUUAUUGAUAGAGCUCAGCUUAGAACUUAAAGAAAUAGACGCAUUAUAUAAAUAUCCACAUCCUUUACAUUCAUAUACAUAUAUAGGCAUAAAGUUUUGAAGUUCGAGCGUGAUACUCAUACCAUCAACAAAUAUUCAUACAUACAUAUGACUAUGAUAUAUAUAUACAUAAAACUAAUGGUUUAGUUUAGCCGAAUUCAUUGAGUUGUUGUUUUGUACAUUGUUAUACAUGCUUAUACUAAAGUAUUUCGACAAAAUCUUAUUAAUAAAUACUAAUUUAAAAAGUCCGCUAAACGGAGUUUUGAUUUCUAGUCGUUGUAGCUUCUUGAGAUUUCCCAUAGAGGGCGCUACCGUAGCAGCUACGGCAACAGCUGUGCGAGUUUCGAUACUUGCCUAUUCGAUUCGUGUUUCAUGUUUCGUGUGCAUUUUAAGUACUCAGUAUUUUCAGGCGGUUAACAUAGCGCAAAUUUGUGUGUAAACUGUUAGCAGAGCGUCGGCGCCACUGGUUAUCUCAGCGGAGCAAGUGCAUUAAAGCAACAGAAUAAACAAUUAUAUACUCAAAAUACGUCUACAAGCAGGUAUGCAGCGACAACAGAUGUUGGCCCUUGCGAUACAUGUAUACAUGGCGAGUCAGAAGUACUUUUGACGUCACAUCUUCAUGUUUAGGUCAUGCAAAUAACAGUUGAUUAACAUAGCGCAACCUCUCAGUGUUAAUUACUCUGCUAGCAACGCGUCGGCGCCACCGGUUGCCACAACAAAAAAAAGUACUCGAACGCAAUAAGUACUCAUAAAACAAACAAAACAACGCGCAAUUGGCCGGUGAGCAAAGGAAAUAACUAAAAUACAAAAUUAACCAACCAAUUUGCAAAAGUGUUUGAUGUGCUUGUGAAUACAUACAUAGUGUGCCUUGAACUUACAUAUGUCGAUAAUAUAAUUAUAUUUAAAUACAUUGAAAAAAGGAACACUACGCAAACA